Messenger RNA from Dicrocoelium dendriticum, 1632 nucleotides. NCBI's taxonomy places the organism in Eukaryota, Metazoa, Platyhelminthes, Trematoda, Plagiorchiida, Dicrocoeliidae. The record is from the annotation of a GenBank genome assembly.
AUGUACACAUAUUAUGCUCAAAAGUUGAACCGCAUUUUCAGUUUGGUAUCCUCACUACCUUCUAACAGCCCUCAACAGCACAUCCACAAUGGGUCGAUGAAAAGCGACGAACAAAACACAUUGGAACGCUACGAAUGCGUUGGGCAUCGCGAGCAAGUUGAACGUGAGACUUCUGUGCCGUCUCGGUCACAUUGUGAUUCAUCCAAGCAACUGCUGCCACACUGGAAGAUGGACUCGCCAACACGCGCCCCCUCGAGCAAUGCAGUGUCCUAUCAAUCGGAUUUUUCUGAUUCCGUCGCUCAGACAGAGAUCUACAACCUUAAUGAUGACUCCAUCUCCUCGAAACAUGAGGAGCCAGGCACAGAAUCCGAGGGAAGAAUGAAUGAGAAAUGUAAUUUAACUAAUCUGGAUAACGUGCCCCGAGAGAUAGCCUCACCGAGAGGUCAAGGAAUGGCAAAUGGAUCUUUUCUCAGUGAACAGAACCGCCACAAGUUUAACCCUGGGGAUAGUGAGAGAGGAACGAACAAAGACCCGGAAGUCGUGUGUGAGUUGAGUAGACAGUUCAAAUUAAUGAAAGUCCGACCACCCUGGCGGGAUCCGAAUUCAAAACCACUACCAAGCGAUCGUACCGCAUCCUUAUACGAUUUAUACGAGCAGUUUUCGAACAACACAUGCAGUGCGAUGGCGAUGACGGAUCUCAGUAGGUUGCUCAACAGAGGAGAAUUGGCUGUCUGCAGACCUUAUCAUGCAACCCUUAACCGUCACAGGCAAUUGGAAAGGAUUCAAAUGGAAAAUUAUAAUCUAGCCAAACGCCUGCAGAGAAUCCGGCCAUCGCCAGGUAUGACAAGGGCGGAACAAUUACGUGAAUACAAACGGUACUUUAUUCCUCCCAGCUGUUUUGUGGUGAGAGCGACUGCAUUACCCCGUCGCCCAGAAACUUCGGUCGCUACGCUAGGGUCAGGUAUUUCUGUGGACCGCCACUCAGGCAACCCAAAACCACAACGCCGGCUUGUGCGCCAGGUCGGUUCUGCUCAGGCGUAUUACAAGAGAUCCGACGGAUCAACCGGAGAACAGGGUUCAACAUCCUCUUCUCAACCACAUGAACGAGCUAGAGUAACUUACACAAGACUAUUAGAGAAGGCAAUAAGUUCGGCAGCUAUUGGACCCUUGAAGUCCUCUAAAAAGCAACGACGGUCGUCACACCAAGAGGCACCAGAUACCAGGCCUAACAUUCGGUGCGCGAAAGCUGAUCAUUUGGAGAUACAAAAAGUCCCCGGUCAUCCAAUUCCUCCUCCACCAUCUCCCACUUGCAUUCGAAGUCAAAAUAGCAGAUGUCAUCGGGCUUUAACGAGUGUUCGGAAAUAAGGUGAUUCAACCACAUUGCUACUCCGAACUAUGUUGCCCCGACGAAUUUGUAUUUUCUAACAUUACUUCAGCUUUUCAGAUGAAUAUCACAUAAUGCGGUGUCGGUGAGUUGGUAUAUACUGUAUCCUUUCAAUUUCGUCUAUGUCCGGUGAAAAUGAACGCUGGUUUCCUUUGCCGGAUCUCAUUCACUCCGCAUCUGUACUUUAAUCAAAGAAGCCAUUGCGUCUUCGCUUAUUAUCUUCUUACACUAUUCAGAUUGAGAUGAGA